Colletotrichum karsti is the source of this 1539-nucleotide messenger RNA. RefSeq names its product homoserine o-acetyltransferase. Gene Ontology annotation, molecular function: homoserine O-acetyltransferase activity. The transcript is spliced from 3 exons. Lineage: Eukaryota; Fungi; Ascomycota; Sordariomycetes; Glomerellales; Glomerellaceae. The record is from RefSeq and is a predicted model, not a curated record. Gene Ontology annotation, biological process: L-homoserine metabolic process.
UUGAACGGCGCAGCCACUGAAUCGCAAAAGCAGCCGUUGCCCCUCGUCGGUUCCGAGAUCGGGAUGACUGCACAAAAUUUACAGAACGGCUCGCAGCCGAGAUACGAAAGAACCCAGACGCAGCCUGAGAACCCGUUCGCUGCCUUGAUUCCCGACCAGCAAUUCGCCAUCAUCCCCUCGUUCACCCUCGAGUCCGGCGUCACCCUCCAAAAUGUCCCCGUCGCGUACACCACGCGCGGCAAGCUCUCGCCCAACGGCGACAACGCCAUGGUAAUCUGCCACGCCUUGACCGGCAGCGCAGACGUCAGCGACUGGUGGGGCCCUCUUCUUGGAGGACCCGGAAGGGCGUUCGACACCUCGAGGUUCUUCAUCGUGUGCAUGAACAGUCUCGGUAGUCCGUACGGCACCGCCAGCCCAGUCACCGCCAAGGACGGCGACCCGUCCAAGGGUAGAUACGGACCGGAGUUCCCGUUGACGACGAUUCGCGACGAUGUACAGCUUCACAAGCUGUUGUUGGAUGAGCUCGGAGUCAAGCAAAUCGCCGCCGUCAUUGGUGGAUCUCUCGGCGGCAUGUUCGUGCUGGAGUGGUCAUACUUUGGCAAGGACUACAUUCGUUGCAUCGUGCCCAUUGCGACAUCGAGCAGACACAGCGCGUGGGGUAUCAGCUGGGGCGAGGCGCAAAGGCAGAGCAUCUACGCUGACCCGAAGUACGAUGACGGCUAUUACUCAUUCGACGACCCGCCGUCAACCGGCCUCGGCGCCGCCCGCAUGUCCGCACUCCUGACCUACCGUAGCCGCAACUCGUUCGAGUCUCGGUUCGGACGUAACACUCCGGACCCCUCGAGGCGGCAGAUCAUCCGGGAGAAGCCCAGACCUAGCACGCCGUCCGAAGCUCACUUCCACAUUCAUAACGACGGCCACAAUGUCAAGCGGGUUACACUGUCGCGGCAAAACAGCCAGGGAGGCACGGUGGAGACGCCUGUGAACGGCGCGACGGCUGACGCGGUUACCGAGUCCCUUGACCCCCAGUUCCAUGGGCCUCAGACGGAAAGCUUGACGGGCGGCGACAAACUCCCGACGUCAACCUACUUCUCCGCGCAGUCGUACCUCCGGUAUCAGGGACAGAAGUUCGUCAAGAGGUUCGACAGCAACUGCUACAUCGCCAUGACGAGGAAGCUGGACACCCACGACGUUUCCCGCGAUCGUGCCGCAACUAUCAGUGAGGCCCUGGCCCUCAUCGAACAGCCCACCCUGGUCCUGGGUAUCGAGAGCGACGGCCUCUUUACAUUCGCCGAGCAGCAAGAAAUUGCCGAGCACGUCAAGAACGCCAGACUGGAGCGAAUCGACAGCCCCGAGGGUCAUGACGCCUUCCUGCUGCAGUUCGAGCAGGUCAACCACUACGUACUCGACUUCUUGAAGGAGACUUUGCCCGAUAUCAUGAGCAAGAAGGGAGAGGAGGUCGAAGAGGUUGGUGUUGGCCAGCUGACUAAGAGCAGCACGUUCGGUGAGGCGGAGGUGGACGACAUUACCGCCUGGUAG